AUGUUAAUUUCUUGUACGGUCAAGGAACUCAUAACUGAACUGCAGCUUCUGAUUCAGACUACCUCGCAUAAGUUGGAUUCAUUGGCUAUAGGAGCUGUAUCAGCCAUACCUCGUAAUCUACAGGAACUAGAAGUUGUACAACGAGAUGCCAUACAUUUAACCGCAUCGUUGGACAUGGUGGAGUUGAAUCGAGUACAGGAACAAUCAGAUCUGCCUUUAACUCGUUCGGAUCCUCCCCAAUCUCCAGUAGCACUCGCUUCAAGCAUGAACCAAAAGUCGCCUUCUAUCGAUGCAGCCUUUUCUCAGCUGUCGCUUAUGGAUUCCAUUCUUGUAAGAAUGGAAGCAACUCGUACGUGUUUAAAAGAAGCUGAAAAUUGGAACACUUUAUCGGCUGAAAUGGAUGCUAUAUUCAUCUCAAAGGACUUUGCAAAGGCAGCUCGCCGCUUUGCUGAAGCUAAACGAUCUCUUUUUUUACUUGUCGGAUCUGCUUCCUAUGAUGAACGUCAUAGAUUGCUUACCUCGUUACACACACAGUUACUGGACACGUUGAAAGGUCAGCUCGAGUCUAUUCUUUUACAGACAAGAUCUCCUGCGGAUACUGACAAAGACAGUGGUAGUACUAGAGACAUAGACUUUGAUGCGGUACAGCGUUUGGCAGCUGUGUAUUUGCAAUUGGACGCAUUUUCCGAGUUUUGCAGAUUGUAUGCACAAACUUGUUGUGGUCCAUUGUUGCUUCAGUGGACCAAUGCAUGCACUUCUGCAAGCAAAGACAAGCUCAAAAUCCUACAGCAUUUUUUUGAUCAAGCAGUGGCAGUUGUAUUGCAAGAACUUGAUCGUGCUCCUUUAAACCCAAAUGUUGUGGCAGAAGAAUCGACAGAAUCUACAGCACAUUUAGUGCACGCACUUUUAGAUUUCCUGUUUUCCAACAUGACGCCGCGUCUUGCUGCAUGGAUUCGUGGUAUAUACGAUUCGUUUGAAUCUCAAAGUGAGCUGGCGCUGCAUACGAUCGUGCAGCUCUAUACUAUUUCAAGCUGUUUUGUUCAAGAAAUGCAUACUCGUCUUUCAACGUUUCAACUUCAACCUGACCAACAAGAUUCGUCCUUGUCAGUUAAAGCAUUUUCUGCAUGGAAAACACUUGUGUUGGAAUGUUUUAUUCCCUACCAGCAAGAGUACAAUGUAUUGGAGCGACGCAAUUUCAUGCAACAUCUGCCAGAUUCAUCCCAGUUGAAUGAUGCAAGCUCCAUCUCCGAGUUUUUAUCAGAGUGUAAUUUGCGAGUUUUUGUAACAUGUGAGGCAGCAGUUGUUCGCUGUGAGAAAUUGACAUUGGGAUUGGGAUUAUUUGUUGUAGCAGAGGAAAUUGACAAGUAUGUGGUUGCCAUUGCAAAUGUGGCAAUACAUACGCUACAAUUUUUACAAACUCCUUCCAAUACGCAUGCAUUGAUUGUUGCAGGACAAGCAGCUACAGCAUCAAGUUUGGCUUCAGGCAAUACGGGUAAUAGUAAUACUGGACAAGAUAAUGUUCCUUAUACGAGUGGGUUUGCAAGUGAUGCGACAGAUGGAGUGUAUGGUCAGGAUGAAGAGUGGGCAGAUUUCCGUGCUGCUGUUGCAGUACACAACACAGUUGUUUCCUUGACGGUUCGACAUCAGAUGCUGACUGCUUUUAUUUGGACUGCAAUGGAUCGAUCUGCCUCUACUUGUUUUUCGACUACUGACACAAAUGACAUUUUCAUUGCAAGAGUUUAUUUAAAGGAAAUGAUUCAGCAAGGUCGGAUUGAUUACAAUACUCUGCAUAAGCGCGUGUCAGAUUCAGGAAACCAUCCCGAGCCUGAGAUGAACAAUGAAAAUCCAUCCUCAAUCCAGAUGCUUGAACAGACACUAUCAAGUCAAAUGCAAGCGAGCAAGACAGCACUGACGUCAGCAGCGAUUGCAUCUCAAAAGCUUGUAUUUCAAUGUCUUUUACAGCGAAUGACUCGUGAAAUGGAUGGAAUGUUUGCACUUUCGUGCUGGACUUCCCAAUACACAAACACUGUAGCAGGAUCAUUUGAUACGCAACUGCCAGAGUUUUCACUCUUGCCACUUGCAUACAUGACCAAUAUUGGUGAGCAGCUCUUGGCGCUUCCACUGCAUUUGGACACGUUUGCUGGUGAGCAGAGUUUACAGUAUUCACUUGCUACUCUUCCUGGAGUAGAAUGUAUUGAUUUAGAAGAUCAAGAAUCAAUUGAUGUGACACAUGUAUGGAUUCUGUCCAUGUCAAGAGCGAUUGAAUCAAGAUUGAUGGAUCAAGUCAAGCGUAUUCCCACACUUUCUUCUCGCGGAUGUCGACAAUUGGCUACUGACAUCAAUUACCUCUCGAAUGUGUUUUCAGCCAUGGAGAUUGAGCCUCAUAUGACAUUACAGGUUAUGAUACAGUGUCUCGAAUGCAAUGAGCAAGAUCUUGAAAAGAGAAUGACGGAACAAGAUACAGCAGAGAAUUCAGAUAUACAUCAAAUGAUAGUACAGAUUGCUUCACAGAGAGGAUUGUCUGUUCCAGCGAGCAAAUAA
This is a messenger RNA of Batrachochytrium dendrobatidis JAM81, 2541 nucleotides long. RefSeq lists its product as uncharacterized. NCBI's taxonomy places the organism in Eukaryota, Fungi, Chytridiomycota, Chytridiomycetes, Rhizophydiales. Bases 1 to 2541 code for a protein of 846 amino acids. The record is from RefSeq and is a predicted model, not a curated record. Gene Ontology annotation, cellular component: COG complex. The transcript has 2 exons. Gene Ontology annotation, biological process: retrograde vesicle-mediated transport, Golgi to endoplasmic reticulum; intracellular protein transport; Golgi organization.